Manis javanica (Malayan pangolin) is the source of this 735-nucleotide messenger RNA. The record is from RefSeq and is a predicted model, not a curated record. Lineage: Eukaryota; Metazoa; Chordata; Mammalia; Pholidota; Manidae.
ACAAAAUACUUGAGGUUAGCAAAAUCACCUUCUGGAGUAAGUAAUUGUUGGAAGGAGAAAAAAUGGCUCUGACAAUGUUUCCUACACUGGAGUGGUUCCCUGCUCAGAACUUCUCCUUUGCCCUGUCCUUAUGACCGUCCUCACUGAACGAGGAGCCGACCUGGGGGAGUCGUUUGAAGGUGAAUUGAUUUGUUCCUGUCUGUGUGUCCCUAAGGUCAUUAUUUCAGUCAGCCAGCUGAUAGCAGAUGUUGUGGGCAUCGGGGGAACCAGAUUCCAGCAGUCCUUGUCUAUCAUCAACAACUGUGCUAACAGUGACAGGCUCAUCAAGCACACCACCUUCUCCUCGGACGUGAAGGACCUGACCAAAAGGAUCCGCACAGUUCUCAUGGCCACCGCCCAGAUGAAGGAGCACGAGAACGACCCAGAGAUGCUGGUGGACCUCCAGUACAGUCUGGCCAAGUCCUACGCCAGCACCCCUGAGCUCAGGAAGACGUGGCUGGACAGCAUGGCCCGGAUCCAUGUCAAAAAUGGGGAUCUGUCUGAGGUAGCCACACAAGCCUCUCAACACAGUUUUUGGGAAAAUUGUGCCCCUCUCACUAAAAGAAGCCAAUUAAAACUAUGUGAUACUUUAAACAGUAUUAGGCUCAGGGUUACUUCACAGUCAUGGAAGCAUUCUAAUAAUUUACAGCAUCUUAAGGGGAUUGUCCUUUCAUAGAAGAGCAUUAUUCAAAAAUU